This is a messenger RNA of Puccinia triticina, 3585 nucleotides long. RefSeq lists its product as uncharacterized. The transcript has 11 exons. Gene Ontology annotation, cellular component: nucleus. The record is from RefSeq and is a predicted model, not a curated record. Bases 1 to 3585 code for a protein of 1194 amino acids. NCBI's taxonomy places the organism in Eukaryota, Fungi, Basidiomycota, Pucciniomycetes, Pucciniales, Pucciniaceae. Gene Ontology annotation, molecular function: DNA binding; histone demethylase activity. Gene Ontology annotation, biological process: chromatin remodeling.
AUGGAACCCAAAUUCGUCUUGGGUUCGAUCCGAACCGAAGUCCCCAGAGAAUUUCCAAAAUCCAGACAAGCCAACCGCUUGUUUGGUCUCGAACACUGUCCUGUCUUUUAUCCAACGAUAGACGAGUUCAAAGAGCCUAUGAAGUAUUUUGAAUCGAUUGGCUCAAAGCUCAAGCAGUUUGGGAUCGGAAAAAUUGUCCCCCCAACCGGUUGGAAACCUCCGUUUGUCUUGGACACUGAUCAAUUUAAAUUUAAAACUCGGCUCCAACGACUAAACGCCAUGGAAGCAUCUGCUCGAGCAAACGUAAACUUUCUGGAACAGCUAUACCUGUUCCACCAACAGCGCGGCUCGUCUGGGAUUGUCAACGCAACCUCCCAACUUCAGGUACCGCUGAUUGAUCAUCGACCAGUUGAUCUCUGGAGGCUGAGGAAAGAGAUUAAUGAGCUGGGCGGAUACGACAACAUCACCAUCCAGCGCAAAUGGUCCUUCCUAGCCAAGACCAUGGGAUACAAUACCAAGGCAUCCCCGGCAGUUUCGUUCAAGUUGAAAUCGGCAUAUGCCAAGAUCAUCGCCCCCUUUGAUGAAUAUUUCAACCGGGUCAAACAGAGCCCACCUAAACCUUCCAAUAAUCACUGUCGUAGGGAUCGCUCUCCAGCGGACUCACUCUCGCCCCUGAGCUCCUCUCUCGCUGACCAUGAUGAAGCCAACCGAAUCUCAGCCUCAAAGGAACUCAAAACACAUGAGAAUGGCCCACUCACCGACGAAUCUGGCAAGCUGGUCGCCAACACCAAUGGCACUCCUGCUCUCAAAGCCUCAACGGAAAAAUCCAGAAGCUCUGCUCCCCCAAUCAGGCGACCAUCAACAAGUCACAAGUCAACCACUCAUGACCCAGACACAAGUAUGGACCACGGUGGGGAUAUAUGUGAGAUAUGUGGCUCAGACGAAGACGAUCCAAAUAUCUUGCUUUGUGAUAGCUGCGAUAAAGGAUAUCAUCUACAGUGUUUGACGCCCCCACUACUGACGGUGCCCGAAGGAAACUGGUAUUGCGAUGCGUGUAUCGUCUCGACAGGAAAUGAAUUUGGAUUCGAGGAAGGGAGAGAACACACUCUUUCCAGUUUUCAGCGGCGGGCAGACGGGUUCAAGAAGAUGUGGCUUGAGACACAUCCAAUCUCGAAGUCAUCCCGGCGACAGUCGCUAGCUAAGGACGAGGGGCUCCCAGCAGCCGUCGGGGAUGAUUCCAAAUCAGCCUGGUCCACUAAACCUUUCAAAGAGCAGUUAAUCGUGGAAGACUUCAUUGAACGAGAAUUUUGGAGGCUGGUCGAAUCGCAGACAGAGACAGUAGAAGUAGAGUAUGGGGCCGAUAUCAACACGGCAGCUUAUGGCAGUGGCUUUCCUAAUCUGGAAAAGCAUCCAUUCGACCCUUACUCACGAGACGGUUGGAAUUUGAACAAUUUGCCAAUCGCUCCUGGGUCUCUACUGAGGUUCAUCAAAUCCGAUGUGGCAGGCAUGACUCAGCCGUGGAUAUAUGUCGGCAUGCUUUUCUCCACCUUCGCCUGGCAUAAAGAAGAUCAUUAUACGUAUAGUAUCAAUUAUCACCAUUGGGGUGAGACCAAGACCUGGUAUGGCGUCCCCGGCGAAGACGACACCAAGUUGGAGGAGGCGAUGAAGACAGCUGCACCUGAGCUAUUCGAACAGCAACCCGAUUUGAUGUUCCAACUCGUCACACUGAUGUCCCCAGCCCGCCUGGGGCGAGCAGGUGUUCGGACUUACGUUUGUGACCAACGGCCCAACGAAUUCGUGAUCACCUGUCCCCGCUCGUAUCAUUCAGGAUUCAAUCAUGGCUUAAACCUUAAUGAAGCCGUCAACUUUUGCUUGCCCGAUUGGCUACCGGAGGGUAAUUUAUGUGUUCAGCAUUACAAAGCUCUACAAAAGAUGCCCGUAUUCUCCCAUGAUGAGCUUCUGGUGACAAUAUUCCUCAACGAGAAAGGUCCUAAGGUUUCCCGCUGGCUUCUACCCCAUUUUCGAGACAUGGUUGAGCGAGAAAUCGCCGAGCGUCAAACUGCACUCACUCAAAUUACCAAUCUAUCGCCGGAUAUUGUGAUCGAGCCUGCUGAUUUACCAGAAGAGCAGGUACAAUGCCACCAUUGUAAAGCUUUUGCUUUUCUGUCCCAAGUCACUUGCCCCGAAUCCUCCAAUGUAUCUUGUCUCAAUCAUUCGCACAUCUUCGGCGAUAGUCCAAAAACAUUGAGGUGUAAGUAUACUGAUGAUGAGCUACAAAGCAUGCUAAUGCGCGUCAAUUCUCGAUCCAUCAAAGCUGGACGGUCUGUCGAUACGAGUGCACUUGAACAACGUACAUCUGGUCGCAAGAGGAAACCUUCAACUGCACUACUUGAAGCAACUCGUGCCGCUUUGCCUCUGGCCCAGAGAAUGAAACUCGCACACGCCUCGGCUGAGAACCGAGAAGAUCAGAAUGAAAACUCAAUUCAGUCGCAACAGGACUCGAUAAUGACCAACGAGAGUAGCAAUGAUUUCGACGACAAUGAGAAAACAGAACACGGCAGUACUACUAGUGAUGUACCGACAAAACCAACUCGCCGCCCGGGUCGCAAAUCCCUAGAUGGCCGUGAGUCGAGAAAUCCUGAUAAAUCAGUAUUAGCUGGUUUGAAUACUCGCGCUGCGCCCACUCCACGCGUUUCAGCUCCUACCACGCAACCAGCCAUAAAGAAGCGCACGUCGCAAAAAUUUAAGCCAGCCAUCGACCCACAUGAUUCACUGGCGCAGCAUUUCAAACCAUUUGGGCUACCCAGGCCAUCCAGCUCGCUCGGCCAAGCGUCUGCGCCACAUUCUACCGCAACAAACCCACGCUCAGACUCAAAUAAUACCAGUGAGUGGAAGGAAGACACCCACAUGAAUAGGCAUUAUGGAAGGCCACCCGAGAAUGCCGACCCUAAGGAAGCUGAAGUCGAAGGUAAAUGGCAUUCUCCCAAAAGCUCGCAUCGUGAUACAGUUGGCACACCAUCAUCUGCCUCUUCGCACAUUCACCGACUGCCUGUUGUUGCGCAAAUUGACGUUGGUGGAUCAGCGUCGAUCGUACAGCUCAGUCCUUCUCGAGAACCGUUGCUAGGCUCACGGACACGCAAGUCGAGCACACCACAGCCUCAUUUAGAAUCUCGAAAAGCCAAUGACAGCAAGACAUCCAUCGCUGGACGACAUGGAACCAAUGUUAUCAGGCUCAAGGCCUCUACUCGAGCCGUUUCUCAACCCGUGGAGGCUGGCAGAAAGCCUGAGCAGCUUGAAAAGGGUAGCAUCGCCUACAUGCCAAAACUAGAGCCCGAAAGCUCGGCCCCGAGUGUUCUUCAGCCUCUACCACGGCCUCCCUUUGCUGAACAUCUCCCUGGUCGAGAGCUAAAAUCGGCAGACGAGGUCCUGACUAAAUCUUCCCUACAACCUCUCUCGAUCACACCCAAUCCGCGAGGCCCUUCAACAUCAAGUUUGUUAAAUCUCUUGAAUCCGAUCGCGGCUGAUACCGCCUCUCCCUUUGACCACAAGCCACCCCCUCCUCCCCCCACCCAAAAUCUAAUUUGA